Molecule: messenger RNA, 3132 nt
Organism: Nilaparvata lugens (brown planthopper)
Lineage: Eukaryota; Metazoa; Arthropoda; Insecta; Hemiptera; Delphacidae
Exons: 2
Coding region: 79-522 (147 amino acids)
Source: RefSeq, a predicted model, not a curated record
CCUAGGGUUAACAACUCCACGAUGUGAUUAUUCAUUUCAAGUUUCUAUUUUGUAAAGUGAUUUGAAAUUUUUCGACUUAUGAAGAUAUUUGUAUAUAAGCUAUACUCAAACCCGCUAUUGAAGGCGGUCUCUUCUCUACCAGCAACAGAAAUAGGAGACAAUGGAGCUGGAGAAAUGGCAAAAGAUAGCCACAAGUUUUGCAAGGAUAUGAUGGGAGUUCUGCAGCAAUCUGGGAAAGAUACGUUUUCGGCAAUCGUUGACACAGUGAAAGCAGCUGGCUCAGCCGUUGGUUUCUGCGCAGUAGAGUGCUUGAAAAUCUUCGAAAAAGCCAUCAAAAGUGUAAUCACUUUGAACUUCAAGGAACUUGCCAAUCAAGUGGUGAAGUUUGGUCAAUGUUUCUUAGAUUGUGUUAAACAAGUGCUCAACAUUUUCAAGGUGGGCUUCCAAGGUGCAAAUAAAGUGAAAAAUACUAUCAUGAGUGGUGUUGGAAGUUCAAAGGUGCCCAAUAUCAAAUUAUUUUAGCAUUCUGAAAAUGAAUCUUAAUUUUUUCCCGUUUGUGUUUAAUAAAUUUUUGUGAAAUUUGUAGAUCGAAUCUAUAAAUUUGAGUUCAAUAUUGAAUAUUCUAUUGUUUACUUGGAGUAUAGAAGAAAUCUCAUUUACAAAAUGAUCCAGUAAUGCUCAUGUUACUCUUGUACUAUAAAAAACAAAAAAAUCGAUAGGAGCUUAUCGAGAUUUUUCUAUUCCACGCAGAUUUUCCAAUAGUCCUUGUAUUUAGGCCUAUUGGGUGCAUCCGUCCAUCGAUACUAACUUUGUAAAAUCCAGUUGAUUAGAAAUCAAUCUGAAAACACAAAAUUAAAACUUGUCUUGAUCCAUCAAUCUUGAACAAAUAAUGAGGCAUGUAACUAAGGAAGUUACAGGAAAGAUUUUAUUUUCUAAUAAUAAAGAUUAACAAAUGUCAGAUGCAUCCUUUUAUUCUUCUUUUUUAGGCCAAUACAACAUUCAUGAAAUCCAUUUGUAUAAAUAUAACUCGAAGUGGAUUUUACUAUAAUAUAGUUCCGUUUUAAUAAAAUACAUCAUUUCUAUUUCAAAAUACAUGUCUUAAAAUGCUCACCAUAGAAUUCACAAUACAAAUAAAUUCGACAGACAUUAAUCCAAAUAUUUCCCCUGGUUCAAGAUGAUAUUAUUGCAAAGCAUACACUAAACAAUCAGUUGCAUCCAAUGGGUUAGAGCUCAAAACUACUGAAAUACAAUAUGCAUUAUUUGUUGGAUAUCUAUUUUUAGUGAUUUCUGAUUAUUAUUACCUAUGCAUCAUUGUAUCAUUUAAUGCAUUGAACCUAAAAUUCACUUUCUUUAUUUUAUUUAGAUGUGCAGACAUGUUUUUCAUAAAUAAAAAGUUAAUUUGAAUAUUUAACACGAUUUAGAGUCUUAAAGUUUACAUUCUAUGUCUAGAAUAUGUUUAGUUCCAGAGAAUCUUAUUUUUGAUAAUAUUAUUUUCAUUAUUGGAAAAACCCGUUUCACCUUUGAUAAUAUUUCGAGACAUAAACUUGCUUUGGUAGAAAAAUUUUCCAACAAUUCAAGUUGCUGAGUCCCAUAUUUCAACUCUUAGAGAAAACUUAGUGGAUAAAUAUCGAUUUUUCUGUAUAAAAAUCACUAAUAAUGGCUUAUUAAUUUUUGUUUGGUUAUCCCUAUAAAUAAUGCACCUACUUUUAGACUCCCCAAUAACUUGUGAGUACAUUUUAUAUAUUAGGAUGAAUCUGGAAAUGAUGUAUUUACUUCUCAGCUCAAGUUUAUGUUCAUAAUAUUUAUUUUAAUAAUUGAUGGAAGAAUCAUAUAUAUUUUUUAGUUUUAUUGUCAGUUGAAGUGUCAUUUAAAUAUUCAUAUCAAUGAACAAUUCUAUUCAUAUGGAUAAAAAAAUUGUUUUGUCACUGCAAUAUUAUUUUCGAAUUGCUUAGUUGCACGAGUUGUGAAAAUAAUAAUCUAUUAUCUUUCUUAGUCCUGUAGAAUAUUUCAGGCUUUUCAUUCAGUACAGUAAAUAAAAAAAAUCAUAUAGUACUUUUACAAUAAUUGAAUGUGGAUUUCUAUCAAAUUUCAGUAAAUCCGUCUUCUCGUGAAACACUAUAACACUUCUUUUUUUCAGUUUUCAACAAUAGCGCUGCAAAUUGUUAGCUAUAGAACUAAUGAGAUUUAUCAACUGUCAAAAAUUGAUAUUCCCAGACAACUUCUUGUCAUUCAUGCUAGUUUUCAUAUUCAAAAUGUAAGAAUUUGAGGUGAACCAUUCACAUUCAUUAUUGAUUUGCACAAUUAUUCUGAAGGUUAAAAAUAAAAAAAAUUGGAAGCUCAAAGGAGUGGUUUUUAUUCAAUUUAGGUACGUAAUCAUUAUUAUGUUAUGUAUUAAGUUUUAAUAGUUUUUUUAUAAUUGCACCACAAUAGAGCUGAAUUGACCAUUUCUUCCGGCCAACAAUUUUUUGCAUUAUAAUCACAAUCAAUAAAAUUUGAAUUUCUGAAAACACUAGAUUCAAUCGUACUGUAACCUACUACAUUAUUAUUUUAUCCACGUUUACUGGUUAUUGAAAAUUUCAAAGCUUCUUGUUCUCCUCCCUUGUUGAAAUUAUUAUUGAUCCAUAUAAUUUCCUUUCAAUGAAUAAAACGUUACAUUGCAAGAUGAGUUACUGUGUUUUAGUUUAUUAAGGGAGGCAAUAUAAUUAUUUCUUAUAGGUAUUUGUAAAAUUAUUGUUACAACUGCAUUAACGUAUAGCCGGACUGACAACGUUUGAUCCGACUCUGGGCUGAAAUUAGAGCUAGAAGCAUAUCGGAUCAACAACUAACAAUAUUAGUAUUUUUUUAUUUUCAGGGGAUCAAUAAUUAUAGAUUUCACAAAUUUAGAUAGAAUUAUUGUUACGACUGCACUACCACAGAUAUGGUUUGGCCAUAGCAUCCGGCUCCAGUCUGAAACCAGAGUUACAACACAACCGACCGACAUUAUUAUUAUUUUAUUUUCAGGGGAUCAAUUACAUUUUUUACAGAUGUCGAUAAAAUUAUUGUUACAAUUGUGCUACCUCAGAGCCAUUAAAUACGGGCCUGGGCUGAAAUCAGAGCUAGAACACAACCGAUCAACAAUAUUAUUAUUUUAUU